GACGGUCAGCAGGAAGGUAGCUGCAGUGAGAAGAUCGCGAGAGCAUCAGCGAAGAAAAUUUUCGCCAGUCACAAUCGUUGUUUUUCUAUAAGAAGCAAAUUGCUGCUGGAUUUUCAUCCUUCAGUGCACAACAAAUACCAAUUCAGACAAAACUAGAUCUGGGAGCACAAAUUAAAGGCAUAAACAAACUCGUGGGAUGUUCUAGCCGGAAGUUAGACGCUAACAUAGGAUAACGCAGAUGAAAGAUGUGACACCGACUUCCGCGUGAGGCAGUUCCCAUAUUUCCACCGUAUAAGUUGGUGUCCGGUAGUGUAAUCCCUCUGGUUGUUUGGUCCUUUUAUUGCGCUCUAGAAGGCAUCCACCCAUUUUGGGCAAGAUGGCCAGAAACGAUACGAGAACCUACGAUACUCUAACGAAUCAGGAUACGAAUCCUUUUAGCGAUACAAACAAGCGCUCGCCCACCAUCGAUGAAGAAGAAACACCUCAGAGCAGCGGAUUGGUUAUUCAUGUCGUGCCGGAGACGAGUAAAGCGCGAUGGAACCACAUCGAAGAUCUGGACUCGUUCUUCAAUCGGCUCUACUGCUACCACCAGAAGCACGGAUUCUACGUAAUGAUGCUGCAGAAGGUGUUUGAGCUGUUUCAGUUUAUGUUCGUCGUAUUACUGAUCACGUACAUGAUCAAUUGCAUAGACUAUAGCGUGCUUUUCAACGAUAAGGACGAACGUCACAAAAUUAAGCUAACGGAUGCGAUGAUGCCACCGGCGGAGUGCGUUGCCGCACUGGGAGGCAUCGACUGGCUAGUGCUGGUGAUGGCCGGUUUGUUUUGGACUUUUCGACUGUUCAAGUUCCUGUGCCACCUGGUACAGUUUUGGGAUAUCAAGUUGUUCUUCAAUACCGCGUUGAAGAUUGACGAUUCGGACUUGGACAACCUAACCUGGCACGAGGUCCAAAAGAAGAUCCGUGAAGUGCAAUCGGAAAUCCAGAUGAGCAUCAACAAAGAGCAAUUGACUGAGCUAGAUAUCUAUCAUAGGAUACUAAGGUUCAAAAACUACAUGGUUGCAAUGAUGAACAAAUCACUUCUUCCGUCUACAAUUCAGCUGCCAUUAUUAGGAAACGUAGUCUGUUUGAGUCAAGCUUUGCGCUACAACGUAGGAUUGAUUCUAUUCUGGGGACCAUGGUCACCGUUCGAGAACAACUGGCACCUAAGGGAGGAAUUCAAACGCUCGAACCGCCGAAUGGAGCUGGCAAACAAGCUGGCCAAUCAGAUAUUCUGGGUUGCGGUUGGCAAUCUCGUGCUUUCACCGUUCAUCUUCCUCUGUCAGUUGAUGUACUUUUUCUUCAAUUACGUCGAUUUGAUUAAAAAGGAACCCGGAACGCUGGGCAUGCGUUGCUGGUCGCAGUAUGGAAAGCUCUAUUUGCGUCAUUUCAAUGAGCUGGAUCACGAGCUGGAUGCGCGGCUCACACGAGCUUACCGGCCGGCUGUAAAAUACAUGAAUUCGUUUUCAUCACCGCUUUUGACUGUGAUUGCCAGAAAUGUGGCCUUCGUUUGUGGCGGUGUCGCAUCGUUGAUAUUCCUGUUGGCGGUUUACGACGAAGAUGUGUUUCAGGUGCAGCAUGUGUUCACCAUUUUUACCGUUCUGGGUGCAGCGAGUGUCAUUUCAAGGUCUAUGAUCCCAGACGAGAACAUGAUCUGGUGUCCGGAACAGCUGCUGAGAAACGUCCUUGCCCAUGUGCACUAUCUCCCGGCUUCAUGGCGUGGUUAUGCCCACACCUCCAUGAUUCGAGACCAAUUUGAGCAAUUUUUCCAGUUGAAAGCUAUGUACAUUCUGAACGAGUUGUUCAGCCCCUUUGUAGCGCCGUUCGUUCUGCUGUUAGUUGUCAAGCCAAAAGCGCUUGAUUUGGUUGAUUUCUUCCGUCACUUUACGGUCGAUGUCAUCGGGGUUGGUGAUGUGUGUUCGUUCGCUCAGCUGGACGUCCGCAAACAUGGCAAUCCAGACUGGCAGAUCACCAACAGUGCCAUCGAAAAGGACUCCAACGAAGCCAUCAAUACUCCACUAGUGGACAACAAUCAGUACACCCAGGGAGAGCACGGCAAGACUGAACUUUCCCUGGUCCACUUUACACUCACCAAUCCGACAUGGCAGAUGCCACCGGAGGCCAGAAACUUUGUGCAGGGUAUCAAACGCCACGCCCUACAAGAUCUCAACCGACAGCGGGGCAUGCUGUAUGGAGGUGCACCCACCAUGACAAACCCCAUGGCACAGAGUCUCCUGUCGAUGGAAAGUCUCGGCGAGCAGUACCAAUCGAUAAUUCAUCCGAUUCUGCAAACCCACAACUUGUCCAACUCGCAACAGUUGGGCUUAUCACUGAAUCUGGGAGGAUUUGGAUCACCUCCAUCGGUUCCACCACCAACAACGGCACCUCAUCUACAGGCGGGGCAUCUUCAACAGUCUACUGUGCAAUCACACUAUCAGUACAAUUCGCCUCCGUCGUUCGACUUUGAACGAAUGCUUCAGCAAAACCUUACGGACGGUAGUACGGCUCCUCUUAGGAGUACGUUCUUGCAAGAUAUCAAUGAGAACGACGAUGAUGAGAAUGAAGGAGGCAUGGGAGCAAUUGGCGGUAGUCAGAUGUAUUCAUCUAGUCAAGCUGGCGGCGUCGGUGAUCCACGGUCGUCCAUGAGCUUCAGUACCCGAGGAGGCAUGAGCAGACGAGAAGGGCCUGCUGAAGGCUCCCGUAACGGGCUUCUUUCAAGCUUGUACGGUGAGGGUGUAUCGUCCCAGCAACCGUCGCACGAGGUGACGGCGGCGGACAUGUGUCUUAGUACUUUGUACCUGCAUGAGUUGCAUCACAAUCAUAUGCGACGACGCGGUGGCAGUCUUCGGAGCGAGCCGGGUCAACGGCAACUAUGGCAGCGGCCGCACCAGCAACAAUCACCAUUAGUCGUUUUCCCCGGUUCUAGUGGGUCCGGGUCAACGGCAGCGGCUGCAUCGACAGCUGCGACAACUUCGACAUCCGCUGCCGAGAGAACACCCCUACUCGGCAGCAAAAAGUCAUAGCAAAGCGCCGAGUGGGUCUAAUGGUAGGAUACCAUCAUAGUUCCAUGUUUUAGACAAAGUGAUAUGAAAUACUGCAUAACUGGGGACGGAUCGUUCCGGUUAUGUUCUCUACGUAAGUGUGAAUGUUAGUAUGUAUUUUCGUAGCUAUCCCUCGAAAAAGGAUACAGUCGUAGAUUCAGGCACUCAGUGUUUCACAGCAGCGGAAGCUAAACAGCGCGCGUUCGAACCACUAAUUUUAAGUAGGAAAUCGUUUUCUAAUUAUUUUGGACGAAACUACUUAUCCGCACAACUUACAAUGUCGUCUUAGGUUUUGUGCGGAAGUGCAGAAUUCGUGAAACCAGUUUGACAAAGUUUUAUUGGUCUCUAAGUUUGUAAAUAGACGGUUUAGAACAUCGGAGAGGAAUAAUUUACACUGAACAGAUAUAUUUAUACUGCGGACGCUUUUUUUUAAAGUCUCAUUACAACAAGGCUGGAUUGAUUAGCAAAGAAAGAAAAGAGGACAUUUUUCUGUAUAUAUUCAACCUCACUACUAUUUUCGACAUCAACAAAACAGAAUGAAAA
This is a messenger RNA of Ochlerotatus camptorhynchus, 3619 nucleotides long. It is a transcript of the gene Atg9, whose product is annotated as autophagy-related protein 9. Lineage: Eukaryota; Metazoa; Arthropoda; Insecta; Diptera; Culicidae. Gene Ontology annotation, cellular component: phagophore assembly site; autophagosome. The transcript has 14 exons. Gene Ontology annotation, biological process: autophagy of mitochondrion; protein localization to phagophore assembly site; nucleophagy. The record is from RefSeq and is a predicted model, not a curated record. Bases 377 to 3058 code for a protein of 893 amino acids.